Balaenoptera musculus (blue whale) is the source of this 1110-nucleotide messenger RNA. Its product is annotated as protein LEG1 homolog. Lineage: Eukaryota; Metazoa; Chordata; Mammalia; Artiodactyla; Balaenopteridae. The coding region runs from base 1 to 1047 and encodes 348 amino acids. The record is from RefSeq and is a predicted model, not a curated record. The transcript is spliced from 6 exons.
AUGGCUUUCCUUCCUCCUUGGGCCUGUGCACUAGUUGGUUGCAUUUCUGUUUCUUUAGCAGGAGCUUUCAGUCUCUCAGAUCUGUAUCCCCCCCUGUGGAGUGAGAGUCCUGGUCAGUUCAGUGACUACAGGGUGGAGAAUGGGAAGUAUGUUAUUGAUCCCUGGGUAUACUCUAAGAGAAUGGGGAUGUACAAAAUCCUCCUGAACAAGACAGCCAGUUAUUUUGAAAAAUUUGCACCAGAUAAUGAACAAAAUUUUUUAUGGGGAUUGCCUUUGCAGCAUGGCUGGCAAUAUACUACAGGCAGAUUAGUUGAUCCCAGCCGAAGGACAGACUGUGGCUAUGAAUCUGGAGAUCGUUUGUGCAUCUCUGUGGACAGUUGGUGGGCUGAUAUAAAUUACUUUCUAUGUGCACUACCCUUCCUUGCUGCGGUUGAUUCUGGCAUAAUGGGGAUAUCAUCAGAUCAAGUCCUGCUUUUGCCACCGCCGAAGGACCAGACAAAGUUUUGUCUUAAUAUUUCUAGUUGUCAGUCAUCCUUUCCUAAGACGAUGAACAAGUGGAAUGCCCUUUACAAGCGUUUGCAGUCACCUUCUAGUAGCUUUGAUGACUUGUUGAAGUACUUGUGGGAUGCACAUCUCUCAACCUUGAAAGAUGCUUACAAACUUUUUGAAGAUAGGUUAGAAUAUUAUUCUAAACCAGAAGCAGAUUUUGGAAGAGAUUGGUGUGUGGCUUUGGACUAUUUAGCUGCCGCCUGCUUUCCUACAACCUUUAUUCGAAUAUCUGAGUUCCAGAAGGGCCUGCCACCACGAGUGCUUGUUGAUGGGGAUAAAGCCCCCUUCAUCAGUGACUUUACUGACUUUCAGAACACAGUCCUGCUUGGUCUAAAUCUUCUUCACGAAGUGGAUAACGCUACAGAUUCACUAUCUUUGACUAUAUGGAAAAUUUUAAUGAAGACGCAGGCUGCAAAGAAGCUAGCUCUAAAGAUUUUUGAAGCAAUCCUUGCAAUCUUUAAUCCAACGUUUCUGGAAAUGAUUAAUGAAUUAAAAUGAACAAUUCUAACAAAUUGAGCAACAGUAAUUUCAAAAUUUAACACUAUCAUAAUCAUAUAGUUU